ACUGAUCCUAAUGCUAUGUAGUGGGAGAGGGAACGUUUGGGUUAUAUAAGCUAAAACAUAUUUUGACCAGUCUGUGAAUGAACACACACAUCUUAAAAAAAAAUAAAACAUUAAAAUCGCAAAAAGACUUGUUAAAAAGUAUCUGCCACCCCUCGCAAAAUGAACUCGGUGGUUAAUUCCUCAUUAAGGAGGUGUAGCUACGGCUGAAAGCUGGUGGGGUUGCCAAUAGGGAGAAGAUCAGACGCUGCGUAGUUUACUCUUCGCAAACAAAAAAGACAACGUUAUGAAAAUAGAAUAUCUACAUAUGUUCUUAUUAUAAAUGGAUGCUAACAAAAAAGCUGAUGGCAGACGUGGAAAUGAAUUAGAAGAAUGCGUUUCCAAGAAACGGCCAACUUUUUUCGGUCCUAACCAGUCAACACAUGGUUCUUCAGCUGAUUCUAAGCAAGAUCAGCCCCAUGGAUCCGGCUCCCCUGAUAUGAGCAGAAGUCGCAGAGCUCGAAAGAAGAGAGAGACCUUUCUUGGUGAGGAAAUAUCUCCUAAGAGAGGGAAGAAAUCGGCAUGGGCAGGACGAGCCACCGGAGACAGUAAAGAUUUCUGCUGCGACUUGUGCCGCUCCCCUUUUAUCACCAACCCCACCCGUCGUGGGAAUAAGUCAAAAGCCCCCCGUUCAGGCCCAGCACGCCCGCGCCGCAGAGCAGACCCCAGGACGGGAGAGACCCUUGUACUCUGCAACGCCUGUGGUCUUUCUUAUGGAAAGCCAAAGUGUUCCAAACCUGCAGAUCCCAUUGUGGAGCCCAGUGAUCGUGCCAGACAUGAACAAGAGCUGGAGGCCUUUGCUCAGUCCAUGGUGGAGUUGCUAGGAGACCAAGAUGCUAAGAGGCUUGCUUGUCCAGUGUAUUGGAAGAAGCCAUGUUUGUGUAUACAGAGCCAUAUUAAAGGCACAGGAGACGCAGAAGAUGGCUGCCACAGUCGUGCCCUGCAAAUCCUGGCUUUACUGAAGGAAGCUAAGGUUCUGAGCACCCAGAAGUGUUAUGACCUCAGCACUGUGCAGCUGCAAGGCAAAAUGAAAAAGCCAGUGGUAGGAUUGGGCAAUGGCCAAAGGAAAUCCAGGGAGUUUGAGGAGUUUGUGCUGACCAACCGGAAGGUGCUGAGGGAGGAGCUUAAACUCUGUGAGAGAGCCUGCCAGAGGAUUCUGGGAUAUUCUAAUAACUUUCUCCAUAAAAGGCUCAUAACAGAUCCUCAGAAGAAAGAGAGGAUUGAGAGGACUAAAGGGAAGAGAACACUUGGUCUACUCAAACCGAUUACAGAUCUCUGGAAGAAUCGCUGUUGCCUUGACAACUGUGUUGUGAUGGCGCACACCCACUGGCAACUGCUUCAGGAUUGGAGGGAGAGGGCACGGUCGGGGCAGGCAGAGGCCCGGAGAGUCCUGGCAGAAAUGCUGACACCAUCAGGUGGUGGAAGAUGCAAUUGUUAUAAAUUUAUCAUGUGGGUAACAGGCUGCAGUCAAAGCACCAUCAGCAAGGUCAGUGACCAGAUGAAGAAGACAGGGGGCAAAAGAGAGCCUCCACCUCAUGGUCUGAAGAAGUGGAUCAAGGAUAACCCAAGGCCUAAGAAGAAGGUAGCUAAGGCCGGUCCCCCUUUUCUGCUUACCAGUCUUCCACAACCCAGUGCAGGACUGCCAAUGACUGGUCCAGAACAGGGACUGAUCUCGGCUGCAGUCACCACAGAGGAAAGCCCAAACACUUUGUGUUCACAGGCAGGAAUGACGUCUGAGUCUGCAGUCUACAACAUCCCCUUGUGCAGCCCAGGACACACCAGGCCUGAGGAAGGGAUGCAGAAUAUACUGCUGACUGCUGUAACAGGCGACGGACAGGCCUCUUUUCACAAAUCUUGUCCUCAGUCACCCAUGCUAGAGUUUCACCAGUGUCCUGGCCAGCCCUUGUCGGUCCCCUCCCAGCGCCCUACACUGCUGGUGCAGAAAGGACCCUCGGCGUGUGUCCCUCAUGAUACACCUGUUGCCACCCCCACUCCUCACACUCUCACUACCAUGGCAACCUGCAGUUUGAUGAGUGGAGCCACUCAGCUGAUAUUGCAGGGGAUUGAGCAUGGUGGCACUGAAGGGACAGACAAGCUAGCUCCUGGGAGCCUGGAGUCUGUUGCUGCACUUCAAAGCCAGCCUCAUGUCCUGAAUGCAGAGAACAACUUGAGCCCCCUGGCUCAGGCCUCAGGAAUGGGGAUGGCUCAGCUACCCACUGGCACCCUACCACUGACCAGUCACAGUGCAGGUUUAAAGGGAACGCUGAAACCACCAAUGGCACCAAUGGAGAAUCAGUACCUCCUGUCUAGUGAAGAAGAUCAUUCAGUACUGUGGGCUCCUUGAUGUACCCUGAGAUGUUACUAACCAGAAGAAUUCUGGGUAGUGCAUGAAGACGAUCUGCUCGGCAGCAUCUCGGGAAUGAAGCCAAUCUUUCUGCCCAGAGGCACCUUGCACAGAAGCAAAUGUCACGAAUUUUGUCAUUUAUACAUCUAUCAUGGGCCUUAAUGUGCUGAGUGAGUUACAGAAGUGAUGUCAUCUCCUUCUAACAUCUAGGUCAGAGGAGACCCCUAAAAACUGGGACUGAAUCCAGAGCUGCCCUCGUCAGAUUUACAGAAGUCGUCCUCUUAAAAGUCUUAAAGAGAUGUGGGCUUUAUCACCACCAAGAAGUCUGUAAUAGUUUUUUUUCAGAGUUCAGAACCACCCCUGGUAAAAUGACCACCGGUGCCCCUAAUCUAGAGAAACCAAAAGGGGUGAAAGCAUGGCAGAAGACUUUUCUUGAUAUAUAGUUUGAGUGUAUACAAUCUGAUUUUUUCUGUAAAAAAUCUUUAAAGCAAUUACCACAAAAAUGUGUUGUAUUGGUUUCAUUGAUGUACGGACAAUACAGCCAAAGUAUUAGCUUUUCAAUCUUUUGCCAAUGUGAAAAGACACUUUUUAGGUGUUAUGUGUGGAGAAUGUGCUUGAAUUUAUACAUUGUUUUUUUUCAUCUAUGGACAAUGUAGUUUUGUUUAGUGAAUUCAGUGAAGAAUCAUCCUGGACUGUUAGGUAUAGCCAAUGACUUGUAUCGAGAACCCAAAGACACCGUUUUACAAAAAAGUAAUUUAAUAUACUGUAUGCAAAAUAUUUUUAAUCAUUAAAGACGUAUU
Molecule: messenger RNA, 3180 nt
Organism: Lepisosteus oculatus (spotted gar)
Lineage: Eukaryota; Metazoa; Chordata; Actinopteri; Semionotiformes; Lepisosteidae
Source: RefSeq, a predicted model, not a curated record